Miscanthus lutarioriparius is the source of this 786-nucleotide messenger RNA. The record is from the annotation of a GenBank genome assembly. Lineage: Eukaryota; Viridiplantae; Streptophyta; Magnoliopsida; Poales; Poaceae.
AUGGGGACAAUGCACACGGCGAAAGUGAAAGCUAGUCCUUGUGAAGGUUUAUUAGAUGCUUCAACCAUGUUUGAGUGGGACCCAUGGGAUCCUCCCUUUCCUCCAUGUCCUCCUAUUCCUCCCGAUAUGUCCUUCAAUUCCCAUUCCAAAUUGGUCACUGAGUGGUUUGAUAAAAAAGAACUGAUUGCGACCUCCAGAGCGACCAAUCUAAUCAUCCCAGAUCGUACUCCAGAGUGGGUGAAUCAUGCCUUCUACAUUACAAUGCCCCGCUUGGUGCCCAUCCUGGAAAAGGAUAGCGUCCGGCGCUUCCUACGCUUAAUCAAUCGGGAAGGACGGGGCAUGGGAUGGGGUUUCAUCAUCACCCCACAAACCUUCAACCAGAUGAUCUUGCAAAAUGCAUUGCGUUGUGCCAAAGUUGUCUUGGAGGGCAAGGAUCCUGAGCUUCAUGGGUUUCGUGCCAACCCCAAUUGCAUGAACCGAUUUGGUUUUUUCCCCCUCCACCAAGCUGCUGAAAUUUUCUCUGUUGACAUGAUCAAGUUGCUGUUCGAAUACAAUGCAUCAGCAAAUGUACGCACAUCAGGCACUCAAGUUAUUGAGAACCUACUGCCUCUACAUGUUGCUGUGGAGAACACUUGCUUGCACAUGUAUCUGGAGGAUAAUGCAUUUCCUAACCAAGAUGAUCUGGAUAGCGAUUAUGCAAAUAUCAAGUAUGUCUGCAAGCUUAUCCAUCUUCUGUGCCUGCCUGAGAUGGUAUGCCACAUCCAUCUACUUUCUCAACACAACUAA